Molecule: messenger RNA, 2894 nt
Organism: Drosophila mojavensis
Lineage: Eukaryota; Metazoa; Arthropoda; Insecta; Diptera; Drosophilidae
Product: segmentation polarity homeobox protein engrailed
Exons: 3
Coding region: 317-2107 (596 amino acids)
Biological process (GO): multicellular organism development; regulation of transcription by RNA polymerase II; neuron differentiation
Cellular component (GO): nucleus
Molecular function (GO): DNA-binding transcription factor activity, RNA polymerase II-specific; RNA polymerase II cis-regulatory region sequence-specific DNA binding
Source: RefSeq, a predicted model, not a curated record
CUGCUGGCUUCGUCGCAGCGGCAGGCAACUGUGAUUAGUUAAUUUAGUCGUUGAGCUCGCAUGGAACAGACGUGCGCGUCGCAGUUGUCGGAACAGCAAACAGCAAACAGCAAACAGCAACAGCAAAAGCAAAACGAGAACGAAACGAAGAUACAAAUAAAUAAAGAUACAAAUUUGGCGUAUUACAAAAACAAAAGGCAAACAGUUGUCAAAGUGAAUUCACGGCUCUAGUGAAGUGUAAAGUGUGGAACAAGAAGAAGUAGUAGAAGAAGAAGAAGAAGAAACUGAAAUUGAAUUGAGCAAGUGAAGUGAACAAAUGGCCCUUGAGGAUCGCUGCAGUCCACAAUCAGCGCCCAGUCCACCAGGUUGUUUGCCACACUCGCCUCCACAGCAGCAGCAACCGCAUCUACUGCAGCAUCCGGCGAACAUUCGCAUUCACGCAAUACCCAUAUCAAUUUCAGCCCUGGACAUGAGUCUGCAGGGUCCGGGAUCAGCCGCUACGGCGGCAACGCUUUAUCAGCAGCAGCAGCUUCAGCACUUGCAUCAGCUCCAGCAGCUGCAGCAGCUCCAUCAACAACAGCUGGCCGCCUCGGCUGGCGUCUUUCAUCACCCGGCCACAUCGGUGGCCUUUGAUGCAGCCGCUCUGCAUGCGGCUGCACUCCAGCAGCGGUUGAGUGCCAGUGGCUCACCGGGUGCCCAUUCGACGGGCGCCUGCUCCACGCCCGCCUCGACGCUGACCAUCAAGGAAGAGGAGAACGACUCGAUACUUGGCGACAGCUUCCACAACCAGACGGCCACCACCACCACCGAGGAGGAUGAGGAGGAGGACGAUGACAUUGAUGUGGACGACACGGCCUCGGUGUCCGGCUCAGCUCGCCUGCCGCCACCAGCUCACCAGCAGUCCAAGCAAUCGAAACCAUCGCUGGCUUUCUCCAUCUCAAACAUACUCAGCGAUCGAUUCGGGGAUGCGGCCAAGCAGACCAAGCAGGGCGAACCAUCGAGCGCCGUCUCAGCGGCUGCGGCUGCGGCCAGCAUCUUUCGCCCCUUCGAGGCGAAUCGAGCCGCCGCUGCCACGCCCUCCGCCUUUACGCGUGUGGAUCUGCUAGAGUUUAGCCGGCAGCAGCAGGCGGCGGCCGCCGCAGCCACCGCUGCAAUGAUGCUGGAGCGAGCCAAUCUGCUCAACUGCUUCAAUCCGGCUGCCUAUCCACGCAUCCACGAGGAGCUCGUGCAGAGCCGGCUACGCCGCAGCGCCGCUGGCAAUCCGAAUGCUGUGCUGCCGCCGACGGCUAAGCUGACGGAGUCCAGCAUGGAGAAGUCCGCUCUGGGAUCACUGUGCAAGACCGUCUCCCAGAUUGGCCAAGCACAGUCGACGCUGCCCCCGGCAACAACGCCGAGCAACAGCAGUAGCAGCAGCGCCAGCCAGCUGGCCAGUCCGCCACCCGCCUCCAAUGCAUCCACCAUCAGCAGCAGCAGCUCCUCCACAGCGGCCAGCAGCAACAGCAGCAGCAGCAGCGCCUGCUCCUCCUCCGCCAGCUCGCUCAACUCCUCGCCCAGCAGCCGCCUGACCGGAGCCAAUAAUGCCAACAAUGCCAGCAGCCCGCAGCCCAUACCCCCUCCAUCGGCCGUUAGCCGUGACUCCGGCAUGGAGUCCUCGGACGACACGCGCUCCGAGACGGGCUCCACCACCACCGACGGCGGCAAAAAUGAGAUGUGGCCCGCGUGGGUCUACUGCACGCGCUACAGCGAUCGUCCCAGCUCAGGACCCCGCUACCGUCGCCCCAAGCAACCAAAGGACAAGACCAAUGAUGAGAAGCGACCACGCACUGCUUUCUCCAGCGAGCAAUUGGCACGCCUAAAGCGCGAAUUCAAUGAGAAUCGCUACCUCACCGAACGACGACGCCAGCAGCUGAGCUCCGAGCUGGGCCUGAACGAGGCACAGAUCAAGAUCUGGUUCCAGAACAAGCGCGCCAAAAUCAAGAAGUCGACGGGCUCGAAGAAUCCUCUGGCCCUGCAGCUGAUGGCCCAGGGUCUGUACAAUCAUACGACGGUGCCGCUGACCAAAGAGGAGGAGGAGCUUGAGAUGCGCAUGAACGGCCAGAUACCGUAAAUGGCAAACAGCUUCCCCCCAGCUCGUCUGAUCGCCUGCUCCCCAGCUCCCCUGCUCCCCACACUCCCCGGCUGGUCCUAAGUGUGCAAUAUAUAGAAGAAAAGGCGCCAUCCUCCAGCCUUUCGCUGGCUGCUGGAAUCUUCGUGAAUUUGUGCGGCGUACAAAACUGUUUCAUGUGAUAUAAUUGUAAUAUACAUAACUCUAAUAAUAUCGUAAUUUCGUAAUAUCGUAUAUCGUAAUAUCGUAUAUCGUAUAUCGUAUCCUUAAGCUUAUCGAGUUCUCUUCAAAGCUGUUGGCCCUCUAGCAAGUAUUUAUUUUCAACUAUAUAAAAAAAGUAUUAUCGUUUAGUUGGGCUCAAGCUCCAGCUUCUUCAUAGUUAAAGCUUUUGCAGUCUUGCCACGAAUAGCUUACCCUAUCUUAUUUCUAUAAAACACCUACGUUCUUGUAUAAUUCUAUAUAUAAAUAUACACACAUACAUAUAUGCAUAUGUAUGUAUGUAUAUGCUUGACAUGUUAUAAGUAAUUUAAAAGUUCUUUAGAUUAAUUUCUAGCUUAGACAAGACACACACCCACACACACACACAUUAAAGCGCUUUGGCGAAGAAGUAUUUCUAGUUUUUAAGACGCAAAACGAAAUUGUUAUGUAUAAAAACAUAAAAAAUGCUUUAAAAACAAACAAAAGAAAAUACAAAGUUUAUGAACAUCAAUUCACAUGCACCUAAACAAAAACAAAAGCAAUUUAUCGAAAUCCAUGUGCUAAAACAAAAACCUAAAAACAAACAAAAAAC